Molecule: messenger RNA, 3383 nt
Organism: Vitis riparia (riverbank grape)
Lineage: Eukaryota; Viridiplantae; Streptophyta; Magnoliopsida; Vitales; Vitaceae
Product: protein FAR1-RELATED SEQUENCE 5
Exons: 3
Coding region: 232-2583 (783 amino acids)
Biological process (GO): regulation of DNA-templated transcription
Molecular function (GO): zinc ion binding
Source: RefSeq, a predicted model, not a curated record
UCUCAUUCAUUCCCCGUCUUCUUCCUCACUGUCUUUCUCCUUCCCCCUUUUCUUUAAUUGCCGUAUGCAAUUUUCGUCACAACAAACUUCAAAACCCUAGGAAAUUUUAUCAUAUUAUGGGGUUUUAUUGGAUGUUCUCUCUUCUUUUUCCAAUAUAAACCCUAGAAACCUAAACAUAUCUCUCUCUGUGGUUUAGUUGAGAGGGAGAGAGGAGGGGGGGAAGGGGGGGAUAUGGAAAACGAAGUGAUCGAAUUCGAUAUUGGGUUGGGAGGAGGGCGAGUUGGUGGAGGAGAUGAGGAUGGUGUGGACAUUGAGCAUCCCGUUGACGACGAAGAAAUUGUCGAUACUCCUCCCGGCGGUGGCCUUGGCUCUGGUGAAAUUUACAUUCCCGAGGGUGACCUUGAUCUUGAACCUUAUGAGGGCAUGGAAUUCGAGUCCGAAGAGGCUGCCAAGGCGUUCUACAAUUCCUAUGCUCGCCGUGUUGGCUUCAGUACCCGCGUCAGCUCGUCUCGUCGUUCCAGGCGCGACGGAGCUAUCAUUCAGAGGUCCUUUGUUUGUGCUAAAGAGGGGUUCCGGAAUUUGAACGAGAAGCGCACCAAGGAUAGGGAGAUCAAGCGUCCCCGCACCAUCACCAGAGUGGGUUGCAAAGCUUCGCUCUCCGUUAAGAUACAAGAUUCCGGGAAAUGGGUUGUUUCUGGAUUUACUAAGGAACACAAUCACGAACUGGUUCCCCCCGAUAAGGUGCAUUGCCUCCGCUCUCAUAGGCAAAUCUCCGGCCCUGCUAAGACCUUGAUCGACACCUUGCAGGCUGCUGGAAUGGGUCCUCGUAGGAUUAUGUCUGCCCUAAUCAAAGAGUAUGGCGGAAUUAGUAAAGUUGGGUUCACCGAGGUAGACUGUAGGAAUUACAUGAGAAAUAAUCGCCAGAGGAGCUUGGAAGGCGACAUUCAGCUCCUUCUUGAUUACUUGAGGCAAAUGCAUGCCGAAAACCCAUCUUUUGUAUAUGCUGUGCAGGGCGAUGACGAUCAGUCCCCGAGCAAUGUCUUCUGGGCUGACCCCAAGUCAAGGAUGAACUACACUUACUUUGGUGACACAGUUACAUUUGACACAACUUACAGGUCCAACAGGUACCGUCUGCCCUUUGCACCCUUCACUGGGGUAAACCAUCAUGGGCAGCCUGUUUUGUUUGGUUGCGCAUUCCUAAUAAAUGAAUCUGAAGCAUCUUUCAUUUGGCUAUUUAAGACUUGGCUCAUGGCAAUGUCUGGUCGGCCCCCAGUGUCGAUCACAACUGAUCACGAUGCAGUGAUCGGUUUAGCCAUCUCACAAGUUUUUCCAGAAACCCGGCACCGAUUCUGCAAAUGGCACAUCUUUAAGAAAUGUCAGGAGAAGUUGUCUCAUGUGUUUCUCAGGCAUCCAACUUUUGAAGCCGACUUUCAUAAAUGUGUGAACUUGACUGAUUCAACGGAGGAGUUUGAGUCUUGCUGGUUGUCACUUGUUGAUAAAUAUGAUCUCAGGGAUCAUGAGUGGCUUCAAACAAUACACUCUGCUCGCAGACAGUGGGUCCCUGUAUAUCUGAGGGACGCAUUUUUUGCAGAAAUGUCUAUAACCCAACGUAGUGAUAGUAUGAACUCAUACUUCGAUGGGUAUGUGAAUGCUUCAACCAAUCUAAGUCAGUUUUUUAAGCUGUAUGAGAAAGCUUUGGAGAGUCGCAAUGAGAAAGAAGUGAAAGCAGAUUAUGAUACAAUGAACACUUCUCCGGUACUGAGGACCCCAUCUCCAAUGGAGAAACAAGCAUCAGAGCUUUACACUAGAAAAUUAUUCGUGAGAUUUCAAGAGGAGUUGGUUGGGACACUUACAUUCAUGGCCUCCAAAGCUGAUGAUGAUGGGGAGACCACCACAUAUCAAGUAGCAAAAUUUGGGGAGGAUCAUAAAGCUUACUAUGUUAAAUUCAAUGUUUUGGAGAUGAGAGCAACUUGUAGCUGUCAGAUGUUUGAGUUUUCAGGUUUGCUUUGCAGACAUGUAUUGGCAGUCUUUAGAGUUACGAAUGUUCUUACUCUUCCAUCUCAUUAUAUUUUAAAACGGUGGACGAGAAAUGCCAAGAGCAGUGUUAUAUUGGAAGAACGUGCCAGUGAUGUAUUGAAUAGUUAUCUAGAGUCUCAUACAGUUCGCUAUAAUACCCUACGCCAUGAAGCAUUUAAAUUUGCUGAUGAAGGGGCAAAGUCUAUUGACACUUAUAAUGUGGCAAUGAGUUCUCUACAAGAAGCUGCUGAAAAAGUUGCUCUUGCAGCAAAAACUGAGGGAAGAUUUGACAUGGUCAAUGGGCAUUUCAGGGGUCAGUCCACGAGUGAUGGGAGUAGGGCAUAUUAUACCAGUAGGGAACACCAAGGAAGCUUAGGCCAAAAUUUGUCUGAGGAUGAUAUGGACAGGAAAAUCCGAGAACUCACAGAGGAAUUGAACUGUGCAAAUGGAAAGUGUGAGGUAUACCGGGCGAACCUGCUUUCGGUUUUGAAAGAUAUUGAUGAACAUAAACAACAGCUGUCAGUUAAAGUGCAAAAUGUAAAGCUUAGUAUGAAAGACAGCUUCUAAAGAUCAAGGUUGAAGUAUUCAGUCGCUUAGCUUUUCAGAUCAAGGUUGAAGGCACAGGUAUUGCAAUACAGUAACAACUGAUCAUCUUUCAACUGAGUGUAUUGGAGAUUUGUUCUACCAUUUGAUUGGCCAAAUCUUAUCCUUUCCCCCAAAUUGAGAUGCGGAAAAUACAUGUAACCCCUUCCCAUUCAGAGACUAAUUUUGAUUUUAUUUCUAUUUGAGACUGUAUAAUGAGAUGCUUUGAUGUUUCACCAACUAAAAACUUUUCUACAGUUAACAGAGUACCAGGACAUUGGACCUGGCGCAGAGUUUUUACACAAGAUUGGGCAAAAACUCCCAUGCCUACUAGAAUCAGUGCCGCUACUGAUUUUUCUUUCCUAGAUGGUGAUUCAAGAGUUUUGAUGGGCUCAUAUGACAAGGGUAUGCUCCCAUGUCUAUAAAGCUUGGUUCUUCAGAAGUUUCUUCAACCAGAUGGAUUGUUAGACCGUGUCAUUCUUUCCACAUGCCGGACAGAACUAUGUUUUUUUCUGUGAGAAAAAGACCAUAUCUCAUUUACUCAUAUAGACUACUGAAAUUCAAUUGUGAUUCAGUUGGAGAAGGGAUGGUUCAUGUCUAUUCUGUUUUGUUUUUGUUUGUUUUUUCCUCAUAGAUUUAAAGAGUCCCAAAUAUCAUGCAUUUUAGGGUUCAAAACAUUUGCCAUGUCUAUGUCACAUGGCUAGGUAUGUUCUAGGGUUGCAGAUUAGAAACCUUGGGGCUGCAUCUUUGGUUUUGACUUUGUACAUAAUAACUUUGUCUUUUUA